AUGGAACGAAACGUUACGUCUCCCGAAACGUGCCGAUUAUGGUACUACGACGAUGUAACGCCUUGCGGUCGAAUCUGGUACCUCGGGUAUUAUGUCCCCCUGGCUCUGCUUGUCGGAUUCAUCGCGCUCACAGCUUUCAAAGUUUUGCGGCAUGCAAGACAAGGUUACGCAAAGGCAAACUACGCAGGAGAUCUAGUCGUAGAUUCGGACGGUUCGGAUGACGAGAACAAGCCGCUGCUUUCGCCCGGUUCGCGCAGCAACGACCCUGGCUCCAAUGGCUAUACUGAAGGCCCCGGGACGACAGCAAAGAAGUCCGCGCAGUCCUUGAAAGAAAAGCACUUUUCCAUCGAGAAAAUACGACUCACAGACAUCCAUGGCACGCCUCAUGGCGUGGUGGAGGUGGUGAAACGUGGAUUCAUCGAAAAGUCGCGUAUUGUGCUCGAGUUUCUAGCUGUUUUAGCACAAUUGGCCAUCCACGUUAUCAUUUUGGUCAAAUUAGCGGGUGAUAACUACGAAUUUCCCCGUGCCCCUGCUAUUGUUGGUGUCCUCCUGUGGUCCUGGCUGUUACUCGCCGUCUCGCUGCGUCUGGCCAACAUCAAUGAGCAGGUCGAGUGGGUUAAAAAGUACCCUGGAAACCUGUGGUCAGUUUCUUUCAUAUCGUACUUGUUUUUGCUGAUGAGUCAGGCUCUUCCUUACCGGUCGUACCUUGUAGGCCACAUCGAAGACCCCAUUGCCCAAAAAUUUACUAUAUCGCAAUUUUACUUGGACUUAUUUUUGUUCAUCCUACUAUUCACAGCCCAAAUUGGUAACAGCCACAGUUACCUUUACAGAACGGACAGCAAAAUCAUCCCUUCUCCUGAGCCAGUCACUUCGUUAGUGAGCUUUAUCUCUUGGUCUUGGUUGGACAAGUUUGUAUGGCAAGCCAGCAAGCAAUCAAUCAAAAUCACGGACAUUUGGGGACUUAUGUUAGAGGACUAUUCAAUUUUCGUUUUGAAGAAAUUCAAGAAUUCUGUUAGGAAUAAGACAAGUAACUUUUCCCAUAACUUGUUUUGGUUUUUUUCCAAAUACCUUGCCCUCCAGGGCUUCUGGGCAUGUUUUGAGAGUGUUAUUACCUUUAUUCCAACCCUAUUAUUGAAGCGUAUUUUAGAGUAUGUCGACGACCGGUCCACGGCUCCAAAAAACUUGGCGUGGCUGUACGUCUGCGCUAUGUUUGCGUGUAGAAUUGCAGUUGCGAUUUGUUCGUCUCAGGCUCUUUUCUUUGGAAGAAGAGUCUGCAUUAGAAUGAGGGCCAUCAUUAUUUCAGAAAUUUAUACCAAGGCUUUGAGAAGAAAGAUUUCCGCCAAUGCUAAAAAGUCCUCUACCGACGAAGUUGACCCUCAAGAUCUGAAUGAACAGAAGGAGAUCGAUGCAGACGAAGAAUCCACCACCGCUAAUCUUGGUGCCAUUAUAAACUUAAUGGCCGUCGAUGCCUUCAAAAUCUCGGAGAUUUGCGCUUAUUUGCAUGCAUUCGUCGAGGCCUCCGUUAUGACAGUUGUGGCCUUAUCUCUUCUCUACAAGCUUUUGGGAUGGUCUGCUCUUGUGGGCGCUGGUCUGAUAGUGGCCCUGCUUCCUAUCAGUUUCAAACUAACUACUUUACUUGGUGAGUACCAGAAAAAGACCUUAGCGAUAACUGACAAGAGAAUCCAAAAACUUAACGAAACCUUUCAGGCCAUCCGUAUCAUAAAGUUUUUCUCCUGGGAAGAGAAUUUUGAGAACGAAAUUCAAUCUAUUAGGGAACAAGAACUGAAAAUGUUGCUGAAGCGUUCCGUUACGUGGGCCGCAGCUGGAUUUGUCUGGUUUAUUACGCCUGGACUGGUCACGUCUGUCACUUUCGCUACUUACAUCUACGUUCAAAAACAGACCUUGACCACACCAAUCGCUUUCACGUCCCUUUCUCUAUUUACCUUGUUAAGGAACCCCUUGGAUCAGCUUUCUGAUAUGUUGAGCUUUGUCAUACAAUCGAAAGUUUCCCUUGAUAGAGUACAGGACUUUUUGGAAGAAGACGAGACUGAAAAAUACGAACAGAUUACUGUCCAUGACAAAAGACUUGGGUUUGAAAAUGCCACCUUUUCGUGGGACAGGAAAAAUUCUGAAUUCAAGCUUAAGGACUUGAACGUUGAUUUCAAAUUAGGCAAACUGAAUGUUGUGAUCGGUCCAACAGGAUCCGGUAAAACCUCUUUAUUAAUGGGGUUGUUAGGAGAAAUGGACUUAUUAAGUGGUACUGUUUACGCGCCUAGUCUUGAUGCUAGAGAGGAUUUAAUUAUUGAAGCUGAUGGUAUGACAAACUCAAUCGCAUACUGUUCUCAAGCCGCGUGGUUGCUAAACGAUACUGUGAAAAAUAACAUUCUCUUUAGCAGUCCCUUCAAUGAAGCAAGGUACGACGCUGUUAUUGAGGCUUGUGGAUUGAAACGUGAUUUUGAAAUUUUGAGCGCGGGAGACCAGACGGAAAUUGGUGAAAAGGGGAUCACAUUGUCGGGUGGCCAAAAGCAAAGAGUUUCCUUGGCGAGAGCUCUAUAUUCUUCCUCGAGACAUCUCCUCUUGGAUGAUUGUCUAAGCGCAGUCGACUCACAUACGGCCUUGUGGAUCUACGAAAACUGUAUCAGUGGCCCUCUCAUGGAGGGAAGAACCUGUAUUUUGGUUUCCCACAACGUUGCUUUGACUCUGAAAGAUGCUGAGUGGGUUGUAUACAUGGAAAAUGGUAAAGUCAAGGAUCAAGGCUUGCCAGUUGAUCUCUUCAAUAGGGGAAUUUUGGGCCAAGAUGAACUUGUGAAGGCCAGUGUUCUUUCAAGAGGAGGCUCUUCUGCUAGUCUCAGUCGUAAGGUGGAUAAAAGUGGCGUUGAUCUUACGAAAUUGAGUAAGAAGAUUGAAGAAGAGAGUGCCCCGCCCGCGAAAAUCCCUCUGACUGAUGCGGACAGAGCGAAGCAAGGUAAACUGAUCGAAGAAGAGACGAAGUCUGAAGGUACUGUUAGUAUUGAAGUUUACAAGUGGUAUGCCAAGCUUUUCGGUGGACUGAAGAUGGUUAUCUUCUUGGCUGCGGUGUUUACUCUUGCUCAAUGUGUUUACAUUUCCCAAUCCUGGUGGGUACGCAACUGGGCUUCUCACAAUACAUACGAAGCCGCGAGAAAUUUGGCCGCCAAAAUCAUCCCUCAGAAUGCUGUGAAUAUGUUCUUACCUUUGAGGGCACAAGAAAUUCAUUUCACGGUUAUUCCUGAAACAGUUAGUUCAACAAUUUCGGCCAAGAAGACUUCAGCUCACUCAACCAAGUACUACUUAUUGAUCUAUUUUGGUAUUGGUGUUGUUCAGGCUGUAAUCUCAGCGAUAAAGACUAUCAUCAACUUUGUGGCCGGUAUCAAUGCCUCUCGAAAAAUCUUCAACCUCGUUUUGAAGAAAGUUCUGUAUGCCAAGUUGAGAUUUUUUGACUCGACCCCAAUUGGUAGAAUUAUGAAUAGAUUUUCGAAAGAUAUCGAGGCUGUUGAUCAAGAAUUGACUCCAUUCGUCGAGGGUGCCUUUAUUUCUUUGAUCCAAUGUUUAUCUACUGUUCUUUUGAUUGCUUACAUCACACCAGGCUUCAUAGUUGUUGCGGUUUUCGUUACACUAAUGUACUACUUGGUUGGUUACUUUUACAUGGCUGGAUCAAGGGAGAUGAAGAGGUAUGAAUCUAUAAGCAGAUCUCCUAUCCAUCAACAUUUUUCGGAGACCCUUGUUGGUAUUACCACCAUUCGUGCCUUUGGCGAUGAGCGUCGUUUUAUGGAGGAAAACUUGACAAAAAUUGACGAGAACAACAAACCAUUUUUUUACUUAUGGGUUGCUAAUCGUUGGUUGGCUUUCAGGAUUGACAUGAUCGGCGCCUUGGUGGUAUUCGCUGCCGGUAUCUUCAUUCUUUUGAAUAUUGAUUCUAUUGACUCUGGUUUGGCAGGUAUCUCUUUAACCUAUGCUAUUUCUUUCACUGAAGGUGCGCUAUGGCUGGUUAGACUAUACUCGACUGUCGAGAUGACGAUGAACUCAGUUGAAAGAUUAAAGGAGUACAUGGAUGUGGAACAAGAACCUCAUUUCCAGAGUACGCACAAUCCACCUCCAGAAUGGCCAAACCGCGGUAAAAUUGAGGUGACAGAUUUAUCAUUACGCUACGCUCCAAACUUGCCCAAGGUCAUCAAGAACGUAACGUUCACUGUCGAAUCAAAUUGUAAAGUUGGUAUUGUGGGCAGAACUGGUGCAGGUAAAUCUACAAUUAUCACUGCAUUAUUCCGCUUCUUGGACCCUGAAAGCGGUCACAUCAAAAUAGAUAAUGUCGAUAUCACGUCGAUUGAGCUGAAGAGACUGCGUCAAUCUAUUACUAUCAUCCCUCAGGACCCAACUCUGUUUGCAGGCACCGUAAAAUCUAACCUGGAUCCAUACGAUGAGUAUACUGACAGUCAGAUCUUUGAGGCAUUGAAACGUGUGAACCUCGUUACACAAGAGGAAUUGGAUAACGAUGAGAGACAGAACGAUGAUCAAUCUUCCACAACUUCAGAGAACACUAACAAAUUUUUAUCCUUAGAUAACGCUAUCACCGAAGGGGGCAACAACUUAUCACAAGGCCAACGUCAGCUCGUCUGUUUGGCACGCUCUUUGCUACGUACUCCCAAGGUGAUGCUGUUGGAUGAAGCUACCGCUUCUAUCGAUUAUCAAUCCGAUGCCAAAAUUCAACAAACUAUAAGAGAUGAGUUCGCAAGUAGUACAAUCUUAACGAUCGCCCAUAGAUUGAGAUCCAUUAUUGAUUACGACAAAAUUUUGGUUAUGGAUGCUGGUGAAGUCAGGGAAUACGAUCAUCCAUAUUCACUACUCCUGAACAAGAGCAGUAUUUUCUACAGCAUGUGCGAGGAUAGCGGUGAACUUGAGUCCUUGGUUCAACUUGCCAAGGAGUCUUUCGUUAAGAAGUUAAACUCCAAGUAG
This is a messenger RNA of Lachancea dasiensis, 4971 nucleotides long. The record is from the annotation of a GenBank genome assembly. Lineage: Eukaryota; Fungi; Ascomycota; Saccharomycetes; Saccharomycetales; Saccharomycetaceae.